AUGAUACUGGUUCUUACGGCAUAUCAAGCGAUACGAGACCUUCCGGCACCUACCAUUGCCCGGGUUCACGUUUCAUCAUCACUCGGAUCUGGUCUCAAGAUCGUGGCCGCAGGCGGUUUGCGAGAGGCCAUGAUGGCGAUUCUGUCUGCAGUGCCUGGGCUGGAGCUAAAAGAGCUCUGGUGUCACAAAGCAGCCCUUUCGGCAAAUCGAACUAGUUCCCAGCAUAGAAGGGCAACGACGUAUUUGCGCUGGACGCAAAGCAUAGACAACCUGUCGAGAAAGUCGUCGAAAGUUGUCAAGGACCCGAUUCGGAUUAGCUCAAGGCCUCCAGACGAUCAUGCCAGCAGGUGCUUCAUCGAUAACCUGAAGUCUUCACAUUUUGCAGAGUCAACUUCUGGAAUACGAAUGCGACAGCAGCAUGGCGUUCAACCGCAGUCCUCUCGAGGUGAGUCAAAGCUUCUUCACAUUACGCAUAAUGGAGUCGCUUAA
Sphaerulina musiva SO2202 is the source of this 489-nucleotide messenger RNA. RefSeq lists its product as uncharacterized. NCBI's taxonomy places the organism in Eukaryota, Fungi, Ascomycota, Dothideomycetes, Mycosphaerellales, Mycosphaerellaceae. The record is from RefSeq and is a predicted model, not a curated record. The transcript has 2 exons. The coding region runs from base 1 to 489 and encodes 162 amino acids.